Messenger RNA from Melampsora larici-populina 98AG31, 1134 nucleotides. RefSeq lists its product as uncharacterized. Gene Ontology annotation, biological process: tRNA dihydrouridine synthesis. Gene Ontology annotation, cellular component: cytoplasm. NCBI's taxonomy places the organism in Eukaryota, Fungi, Basidiomycota, Pucciniomycetes, Pucciniales, Melampsoraceae. The coding region runs from base 1 to 1134 and encodes 377 amino acids. Gene Ontology annotation, molecular function: tRNA dihydrouridine synthase activity; flavin adenine dinucleotide binding. The record is from RefSeq and is a predicted model, not a curated record. The transcript is spliced from 6 exons.
AUGUUCAAACCAUUUCAACCGAUUCGAAAAGUUAAAGCAAACCCCAUCAAAUUUCUUCAAGCUAUACUUCAAAUGAUAAGAACAAGAUCAAGAUCAAGAUCACCUUCACCUUCAAUCGAAACUUCUAAAUCAUCUGGACUUAUUAAACUUGAUGAACAUCAAAGUAAAAAAGUUAAACUUGAAAAUGAUAUCCUAAAUCAAGAAGAAGAAAAAGAAGACCAAAUCGCCAAAAAUGAUAAUCAAGAUCUUGAUGAAACCCAAUUAGAAAGUAGAAAAAGUUUUUCAGAAUUGUAUUCUACUGGACUUUAUUUAGCUCCCAUGGUUCGAAUUGGAACUUUGACCACUCGGUUAUUGGCUUUAGAAUAUGGUGCAGCAUUAGUUUGGGGACCUGAGAUUGUAGAUAAAGCGAUCAUUGGAUCAGAAAGAAUCGUCAAUGAAAGAACUGGAACUAUACAAUAUACUAAAAAUAAUGGUACUACUUCUAUUUGGCAAACUCAUCCAAGAGAAAAAUCUCGAUUAAUUUAUCAAAUCGGUAGUGCUGAUCCAGAACUAGCACUUAAAGCCGCACAAACCGUUUUACAGGAUGUAAGUGGAAUCGAUUUAAAUUGUGGAUGUCCAAAGGACUUCUCUUUAAAAGGUGGAAUGGGUGCUGCAUUAUUAAAAGAACCAGAGAAAUUAUGUGGAAUUCUAUCUCAUCUAGUCAAAAACAUUCCAACCCAUCCAAUCUCGGCAAAAAUCCGAUUAUUACCCGACCAAGAAGACACAUUAAACUUAGUCAAACAAAUCAGUGCCACUGGUAUUUCUUGUUUAACCGUACAUUGUCGUACUCAACUCAUGAGAUCAACUGAACCAGCACUCCUACAUCGACUAAAAGAGAUUGUCGAAACUGUCAACCGAUCCAGAAGCUCUAGUGUUCCUUUACCUGUGGUGGCUAAUGGUGAUUGUUUUGAAUACAAAGAUAUGGAAAAGAUUAAAGCUUUAACUGGAGUUCAAAGAAUAAUGAUUGCUAGAGGUGCAGAAAGGAAUGUGUCUUGUUUUAGUCCUUGUGGUCUUUCGGAUCCAGUGACUCAGAUUAUACCUUUAUUUAUUAAGACGGGUUUGGUAACCGGACAAGGAUAUGCUAAUGCAAAGUAA